Molecule: messenger RNA, 1239 nt
Organism: Daphnia pulicaria
Lineage: Eukaryota; Metazoa; Arthropoda; Branchiopoda; Diplostraca; Daphniidae
Product: adhesive plaque matrix protein-like
Exons: 2
Coding region: 77-1108 (343 amino acids)
Source: RefSeq, a predicted model, not a curated record
CUCGAGUGUUUACAUCGACGUAGCUCCUCCGAGGAACACCCUGUGAUAAAUAGAAACGAAAACAAAUUAUUUCAACAUGAAACGCGAAUUUUCAAAGCUGCUGACCCCAAUCCUGCUGACUCUAUUAGCUGUAGCAGUAAUCGGACUUGACGACAAUUUAGCGACCGAAAGUAAAGCGAAGGCCCAGAAAGUGGCACACAGCAGCAGAUUGGCUAAUCAAUUGAAGACACAAGAUGUCGGUCACCUUUAUAGACACGAAAACGGAUAUCGUCCAUCAAAUGUGCAACACGACAAGUACAAUCCACUCUAUUCCAACUAUGAAGCGCCCAAACUGCAGUACGGACCAUUCGGCUCAACGAAAAAUUACAACCCAGAACCAACUUACAAUCCUUACGUGCCCGUCUACCCCCAAACGCCUUAUACUCGUCCUCAGACUUCGAAUUACGACUCGUCGUCGUACAUCUACCCUCUUUCUUACUACACCGAACCACCGACUUACGCCUAUCCGCAGCAAUCUUAUCCGUCGCCAGCCUACUCGCCAUCGGUCUACGUUCCUCAAGCAUACACUGAAGCUCCCUAUCCUGCGACAUCAGAUUUUCAAUACCCACCUCUUUACUACAAAGACUUGAAAAAAGUACAAAGACCUUUCGACGCUGUCACUGUAAGUAGACCCACCGAACACGCCGCUAGCAACCACAACGAGUACACUAAUAAUUAUGACGAAUACGUUAACAUUCCCAACGAAUACGCUCAUAAUCAGAACGAAUACCCAAACAUCCCCAACGGGCACAGUAAUAAUCACAACGAAUAUUCUAACAUUCCCAACGGAUACGGUAAUAAUCAGAACGAAUACGCCAAUAAUCCAAACAAAUACGUAGGCGUUCCCAACAAACAUGCUAGCAGUCACAGCGAAUACGCAACCGGCAACACUCAAAACGGAUACCAUAAUAAUUCCAACAAAUAUGCAAGCAUUCCCCACAAAUACGCCAACACCCCUAACAAAUACGCUAACAGCCACAACGAAUUCGAAUAUAGCGCCAACGACUUUCCCAAAUUUGACGAUUUUUUAAAGCACAGUCUUACUCAAUUUCCAAAUUACAGAAAUUAAGGGAAAAUGGCUUGGCUAGAGGUAAUGUUGUCGAUUAUUGAAUGGCGGGGCUAUUCUAACACAUUGGACAAUUGUAAAAGAUAGAACUGAAUAUAAACCAAAUUAGCAAAUAAACUUACUGUGAACUCCAA